GCGCUACUCAUUGGAAUUAACAAGUACCAGCACCUAAACCCUUGGAAAAACCUGAACUAUUCUAUCGCCGACGUCGAGGCAGUCUACACCUUCCUCACCGAAGACCUUAAGGUGCCGCCCUCUAAUAUAAAGCGCCUGACGGCCAGUGACGCCACAAGAGCCGCCAUUCUCCACGAACUCGAAGCUCUCGCUUUGAAUCAAUCCAUCAAACACGACGAUCCGAUCCUCAUUUAUUAUGCCGGCCACGGAUCCAGGGGUCCUCCUCCGGCGGAGUGGAACGUCCACGAUGCGAAAAUCGAAUACAUCGUCCCUUACGAUUGCUCAAAGGACACGCCGGCAAUACCGGAUAGGACGAUCGCUGCGUGUUUGGACGGCAUCGCUAAAUUGAAAGGAAAUAACAUUACCGUCAUCCUCGACUGCUGCAAUUCCGGCUCCGGCACUCGCGGU
Messenger RNA from Stereum hirsutum FP-91666 SS1, 447 nucleotides. RefSeq lists its product as uncharacterized. The transcript is spliced from 2 exons. Lineage: Eukaryota; Fungi; Basidiomycota; Agaricomycetes; Russulales; Stereaceae. The record is from RefSeq and is a predicted model, not a curated record. The annotation marks the transcript as partial. Gene Ontology annotation, biological process: proteolysis. Gene Ontology annotation, molecular function: cysteine-type endopeptidase activity.